Myzus persicae (green peach aphid) is the source of this 5437-nucleotide messenger RNA. RefSeq names its product 5'-3' exoribonuclease 1 (gene pcm). Gene Ontology annotation, molecular function: RNA binding; 5'-3' RNA exonuclease activity. The record is from RefSeq and is a predicted model, not a curated record. The transcript has 31 exons. Bases 43 to 5157 code for a protein of 1704 amino acids. Gene Ontology annotation, biological process: nuclear-transcribed mRNA catabolic process; rRNA catabolic process. Lineage: Eukaryota; Metazoa; Arthropoda; Insecta; Hemiptera; Aphididae. Gene Ontology annotation, cellular component: nucleus.
AACAAAAGUUUUUGAAUUAAGUUUUAAAGAGUUUUAUUAAUCAUGGGUGUACCCAAGUUCUUCCGUUAUAUGAGUGAGCGCUAUCCUUGCCUCAGUGAGCUUGUUAAAGACUAUCAGAUCCCAGAGUUUGAUAAUCUGUACUUAGAUAUGAAUGGUAUUAUUCACAACUGUUCGCAUCCAAAUGACGAUGAUCCACAUUUUCGUAUAACAGAAGAGACUAUUGUUAAAAAUAUUUUUCACUAUUUGGAGGUAUUAUUCCAAAUGAUUCAACCACAAAAAUUGUUCUUUAUGGCUAUUGAUGGUGUUGCUCCUCGAGCAAAGAUGAAUCAACAACGUGGCCGACGUUUUCGAUCAGCCCAUACGGCUGCAGAACAAACGAAAGAAGCGAUUUCUCGAGGUGAAACGUUGCCUUCAGAAGAACGCUUUGAUUCUAAUUGUAUCACACCAGGUACUCCAUUUAUGGUACGUUUGCAAACUGAGCUUGAAUACUUUGUUGCCGAUAAAAUGUCCAACGAUCCAUUGUGGACCAAGGUUCAGGUGAUAUUAUCUGGACACCAGGUACCUGGUGAGGGUGAACAUAAAAUUAUGGAUUACAUUAGAUAUAUGAAGUCUCGCCCUGGAUAUAACCCUCAUACGAGACAUUGUCUCUAUGGUUUGGAUGCAGAUUUAAUCAUGUUGGGACUGUGUACACAUGAACCAUACUUUUCAUUGCUCAGGGAAGAGGUCAAAUUUGGACGUAAAGCAAAAAAAGAAACAUCGGUGGAUGAAACACAAUUUUAUCUUUUGCAUUUAUCAUUAAUGAGGGAUUAUCUUGGAUUAGAAUUUCAAGAACUCAAAGAGACUUUACCUUUUGAAUUUAAUUUGGAGUCCAUUAUUGAUGAUUGGGUAUUGAUGGGUUUUCUAGUUGGUAAUGAUUUUAUUCCACAUCUACCUGAUCUUCAUAUUUCAAAAGGAGCCUUGCCAAUAUUAUACAGAGUUUAUAUGGAUAUUCUUCCUAAAGUUGAAGGUUAUUUGAAUGAACAAGGAACAUUAAAUCUAAAACGGUUUCAAAAAUUUAUGGAAACUUUGGCUAAUUUUGAUUAUGAUCAAUUCCGAGAUACUUAUGCUGAUAUAAAAUUCUUAGAAGGGAAACGUACUGCAAAUACUACAACUUCUAAUAAAGUUAAUAAUGAUCCUGCAUACAAAGAUGAAUUAGCUGCUUUAAUAAAAGACACAGAUAGAAUACUAUUGAGUGAUGAUGAUGAUGAAGAUGAGUUUGAAGAAACUGAAGAUGAAUCCAUAAUGGCUGAAUUUAAUUUGCAUAAAGAAAAUUAUUAUAAAAAUAAACUUGAUUAUAAUGUUGUUACAGAUGAUGUAAUGCGUUCACAAGCUGAAGGAUAUAUCAGGGCGUUGCAAUGGAAUCUAAAUUAUUAUUAUAAUGGUUGUUGUUCAUGGGCUUGGUAUUAUCCACAUCAUUAUGCCCCAUAUAUAUCCGACAUUAAGGGUUUUGAAAAUCUUAAAAUAGACUUUGACUUGGGUCAACCAUUUUUGCCAUUUGAACAGCUAUUAGCAGUAUUGCCAUCACUUAGUAAAGAACUGUUACCUAAACCUCUUCAAGAUUUAAUGACUGAAGAAGCUAGUCCAAUUAGAUUAUAUUAUCCUGAAAAAUUUGAAACUGAUCUUAAUGGCAAACAACAUGAAUGGGAAGCUGUUGUACUUAUCCCUUUCAUUGAUGAAGAAACUUUAAUUAAGUCUAUGAAAAUGGUUGAACAUAAAUUAACAGCAGAUGAGAAAAAUAGAAAUACUCAUGGUCCAAUGCAUCUUUUUAAGUACACAAAGAAAAGUCUUGGCACUGGUUCAAUUUCAAAAUAUUUUCCAUCAAUUGAAGAUAGUCAUGCCGAGAAAAUAGCUAUAAAUCGUGAAGAUAUUUUUGUUGACAUAGGUGACCUAAUUAAAGGUUUAUAUCCAGGCGUACAAAUGGAUGUUUAUCAUGUCGGAUUUCCAUCACUUCAUCUUAUUCCAAUUACAGCUCAAUUACAAAGACGUAAUGUAAAAGUAUUUCAAUCGCCUAGUUUGGGUGAAAAUAUGAUUAUAAAAAUUGAUAGUAAAGAUGAAAAUGAUACUGAAAGUAUACAACACAUUGCUAAGGAAUUGCUUGGAAAUACACUCUAUGUAAAUUGGCCUCACCUUGAAGAAAUUAAGGUUACAGCUGUUUCAAAUACAACAGUUAAAUUAUCAUUUAAUGAGGAUGAACAAUUGAUAAUACGAGAAAUGAGUGAAACAGAUAUACAAGAGUUUAAUCUGCUUGCCCAAGGCAUCGCUAAGAUGUUUAUUACAACACGUGGUAUUGAGAUUGGUAAGACUCAUGUAUUAUUGCGUGGUCAAACUUUAAAAGGAACCAAAUACGUGCCAAGACAAGAUGGAAGUGGAGUCGAUCUCAUAAAAGUUUGGAAUGAAAUCCCAACAACAAUUGCCUAUCAAACAUCUGUGCCUGGCUUGGAAGUAAUUGAUCCUAGUUUGAAAGAUAGUUAUUUUUCUCUGGAAGAAUAUUUUCCUCUUGGAAGUAAAGUGUUUGUCCUCGAUGCUCCAUUUUAUGGUUGCCAAGCAGAUGUACUUGGUGGUUUUAUAUCUUCAAGGGUUAAAAUUAAUAUAAUACUUGAACCAGAACCCUAUGUUCAUGAUUUGAAAGAAUGCCUUGAAUCCGUUUCUACAGAACUUUUUUAUGCUAAUACUGCAGCAUCUAAACUCUCAAUCAAUUCACAUUUACUUGCUAAGAUUACUGGAACAAUAUUUUUAGCAGUUGAGACUUAUGAAGAUAGGAAUGAAAAAAGAAUGAAUAUUGGAAUGAACCUUAAAUCAAAUAAACGAAAUGAAGAAGUUGUUGGAUUUACAAAAAAAUUUGAUAAUGUUUGGAUGUAUUCACAAAAAACAAUAGAUUUGUUGGGAGAGUAUAUUCAAAGAUUUCCAGAGUUAAUAAAUGUUUUAUUGAGUACAGAAAGUUCCAAGGAUACUUAUAAGUCUGAAGAUAUGUUUCCAGAUCCAAGUACAAGAAAACAAAAAUUAGAUGAUCUAAAAAAAUGGCUUAGUGAAAUUCGUUCAUUAACUAAAGAUAAGCAAACCUGUGGAUCAAUGGAACCAUCUAAAGUAGCUGCUGUGGAAAAAUAUAUGGAUCAAUUUAUCGCAGAAAACAAAAAACACAAAAAAACUGUGACAUUAAGUGUGAAAUCACAAAAUCUUUUUAAACCAAUAACUAAGCUAGACAAAUUAAAAGCUGAUGAAGGAGCAGACACGCGGGUAUUAGACCGUAUAGUGUGUAUUAGAUCUUCAUAUCAAGUUCCUCUUGGUUUCAAAGGCACAGUAGUCAGUAUUUCUAAAUCAAAUAUUGAUACCGAAGUUGUAUACAGUGUUAUAUUUGAUAAGGAGUUUCCAAAUUCUGUAUCAUUUGGUGGUUCUACAAACCGUGGGUAUAAAUUGUGUAGAAUGUCAUUCAUAAACUUGUCACACGCCAUACGCAAUGGGUUGUAUAAACCCUUAAGUGUAAAAAAGACAGUAAAUCAGACUCAUAAUUCAGAGAAACAGAACACCCAAUUGAGUAUAUGGGAACAUUUGCAGUCAAAUAGUAAUGGAUCAGAAAUCAAACUUAAAUCUCGAGAUGAAAAAAUCACAUUAGCUCCAAAAGAAUCAUGGCGACGUCAACAAAAAAAAGAAUCUCAGAGUCUAAACAAAAUAAAUAAAAUUUUCCAAACGCCUACGGAAACAGCUAAUGAUGAACAGCAUAUUAAUAAUAAUUCCAUCAAAAUACAAUUGAAUGCUGAAGCAUGUGAAUUUAAAACAAUAGCAUUAAAGAAAAUGUUGAAAAUCCAACCAGAAGAUAAUUUUGUUCCAGCUCAAAAUGAAAUUGAACCAGAAUAUUAUUCUAAUAAACCAGUAAAUUAUUUACCAAAAACUUCACUUCAUGAACUAAAAACGGUAGAACUUCAAUGUUCUAAUUACAAUACUAAUGAACAAGUUAAUGCAAAUGUAAUUCCAAAACUCAACAGCUCAAUGGAAAGCACAGUUCAAGUAACUAAUGAAAAGUCUCCAAUGGUUUUGGCAUUAGAAAAGUAUUAUAUACAGAAAGGUUAUAGUCUUCCAAAGUAUAGUUUUUUAAAUCUAGUAGAUGAUAAUGGUUUUAAAAUGUAUUGUGCAGAAGUGAUUUUACCAAAUGGUGUUACAAUACGUGGUGAACCAAAACAUUCAUAUAUUGAGGCAUCUGAAGAAGUUGCUUCUCGUGCAUUGGUUAUUGUUCAACAAAUGGAUGCUAAUAAAAAUAAUGAACACUCUACUCAGAACAAGCCUCCAAAAUCAGAUCGAAGAGUUGUGCCUCCUCAACAAGCACCAUCCAAUGUGUUUAUGAAUUGGAUAACUUCUUUUCAGUCUCAAUCUUCUUAUCAGCCACCUCAACAGUUACAUCAGCAGCAGCAGCAGCAGCAGCAACAACAACAACAACAAAUUCAACAGCCGCAACCACAAUUACAGCAGCACCAGCAACCACAAUUACAGCAGCACCAGCAACCCCAAUUACAGCAGCACCAGCAACCUCAAUUACAGCAGCACCAGCAACCACAAUUACAACAGCACCAGCAACCACAACAGCAACAGCCCUAUCCACAAGUGCCCCAAUAUUUUGAGCAUUCCUCACAACACUUCCGACCACCAUUUCAACAGUUUCCACCUGGAUUUUCAGUUCCUGCUCAACAGUCAUUUCAAAUACCAUAUCCACAACAAAUGUAUAGACAGCAGAAUCCUAUUGGUUUCCCACUUCAACAGCAACAGUUUUUCAACUAUCAGCAAGAAUUACAAUAUUCCAAAGCAGUACCAGUUUUCACAAGUUUGGUAAAUCCAUCUCAAUUACCACAACCACCUGUUCAUUGGCAACCUACCAACAGAAAUUUAUUAAAUAAUGAAUAUGUAAUGAAUACUAUCCCAAACACUUAUCAACAACCUCAACAAAACAUGAACUAUCAGCAAUAUGUGUCAACAACGCCAAAUGAUAUGCCAAUGAAUGAACAGUACAUGUCAAGUAACAGAGUAAUGAUUCCAAGUCCUUCGAGUGCAUUUACAUCAGCAGCUAAUGACCAGUCCACAUCCAAUCGUAAAGUAAAAGUAGCUGCAAAUUUUAACUUUUCACAACAAUAAAUGCUCGUUUUUUACUUAAUAUACUAAUCUUAUUUUCAAAUAUAUUCAUAAAGUGGAAAGUAAUUUUAAAUUGUAGUUUAUUUUUAGGUAAAACAUACAUUGAUUGGGUAUUUUAAUAUAUUUACUAAAUUUAAUUUUAAAAAUUGGCCAGCAUUUUCUUACCCUGGAAAAUUAGAUUGAUAUUAAGCAUUUUAAUUUGUUUUUUUUUUGUAUAGAUUAUUUUAAGAUUGUAUUAUUGAGUUCAUCAUUAUUUUAAACUUGAUGUGUAAUUUUUUUAAUU